Molecule: messenger RNA, 5312 nt
Organism: Ruditapes philippinarum (Manila clam)
Lineage: Eukaryota; Metazoa; Mollusca; Bivalvia; Venerida; Veneridae
Product: GDNF-inducible zinc finger protein 1-like
Exons: 4
Coding region: 100-3216 (1038 amino acids)
Biological process (GO): regulation of transcription by RNA polymerase II
Cellular component (GO): nucleus
Molecular function (GO): DNA-binding transcription factor activity, RNA polymerase II-specific; protein binding; RNA polymerase II cis-regulatory region sequence-specific DNA binding
Source: RefSeq, a predicted model, not a curated record
UUUGAUUAUCUUGAACGAUUUUUAAAUUUUAUAGAAUGAAUAUUUAGCCUUUACAUAGGUCUUUAAAGAAUAAACAUAACAAUAUAUUGUUCAUAGGAAAUGGUGCCGCUAAGACAAAGAAAUGGGUCAAAUUUUGAUGCUUUGAGAAUGAGUCAAUAUCCACUUGUUGAUGAGUCAUCUGCAGCUGUAUCCAUGCUGCCUAAUGAUGAUCGUCCAGCCAACCCAGCAGCUAACUCAACCAGUAUUCUUGAAAAGAAAACAGACUUUAACAUUCUUGAGAAACUCAAAUAUUUGAGAGAUAACAAGAAGUAUUGUGAUGUCAUUCUUGAAGUUAGAGGAGUCCAGUUUGUCGCACACAAAAAUGUACUUGCCUCAUGGAGUCCAGUUUUGGGAUCAAAAUUGUACAGUGAUGAUCCAAAAGUUUAUAAAGAUCACAUUGUUGUUUUCUAUGACAAUAGUGAGGUUUUCUCAGAUCUGCUUGACUUCAUGUACAAUGGUUAUGUUGCUCCAAGAGAAACAAAUUUUCUGCAACUUCUACACUUGGCAGUAAGUUUUCAAAUUGAAACUUUGAAAAAUUACUGCGAAGAGUUCUUGAGAUGUAACCUUCACUUAGGAAAUUUUGUCAGUACAUACUUUCUAAGCAGAAAGUUUAAACUGGAGACUUUAGAAGAAUACAUUGUUGGCUUCUUACAGCUGAACCUGUCCGAUGCAGUGAAACAAGGAGAGUUUCUGUCUUUGAAAGCAGAAAAGUUCAACACUUUUUUAUCAGAAGGUUGGAUGAAAAAAAUCAAGCCUGAGAUAAAGCUGUUUCUGAUUAUAAGUUGGGUAGGGUAUGAUGUACAGGAACGUGAGAAAUACCUUGUUGUUCUUCUUGGCCACAUCGAUUGGUCAACUGUUGCAAAUGACUUUCUCCUGGAGAUUAAUAGAACAGAGAAUUUCUUCACUACUCAUGAAUCUAGUCUUUACUUACUUCUACAAACUUUGUUUAGUGCUGGAAUCCCACUUGGUCCAUAUAAGGAAGUUUUUCCACAGCUGAGACAAAACCAUUCAGCCAUUUUGAAGGAAGUUGUUCAUACAAAUCUGUUAAAAAUUGAGACUGAACAGUUCAACCCAGUAACAAUAUCAGUAAAAUUUAGGCCAUUCAUGAAAGACUCUACAGUAAAUACUGACAAUUCGCAACUUCCUUGCAAUUUGAAAGAAACUGCAAUCAAUACAGAUGUAAAUAGUCUUCAUUUUCAAGAAUCUGAAAAAGAAAUUGUACCAGCUGUAGAACAGUCCACGCUUAUUGAAGAACAAACUUUUGUUAACGAAACUAGCAAGUAUGAGCAGUUUGAAACAUUAGGCGAUUUUAUUGAAGCAGAGAUUCAUGAAAUGAACCAAAAAGAAAAAGAAAGAAUGAUUUUGAAAGAGCACCAGGAAGAAGCAUCUGAAACACUUAUAGAUCUGAAAGAAGAAAAGGCUCCUGCAAAGAAACUUGAAAAGAAAACAGCCAGACGCUCAAAUCGUCAGCUGAGUAGAAAGAAAGCUUCUGAAGCCUAUAAGGACUUUAAUGAUGAGAAUGACUUACAGAAUGUAGCUGUUAAAACAGCUGAUAAAGAGGUUUAUGUAGCAGUUAUUAGUGCAGAAACAGUUAUAAACAAGGUAGAGCCAGAAGAAGUGGAAGAUGAAAGUAAGGAAAAAGAGAAUUAUGAAGAUUUAAGUACUGAGGAAUCAGAGGAAAGUCUAAGUGGUGAUGAAGAUGCUGAAGGUAAUAAUAAAGUAGAAAGGAGUAUAGUGAAGGGGAGACAAUCUGGGAGGAGUAUACGGAAGGGAAGAAAAAGAAGAGAAUCAGAUCCUAAUGUUAAAAUCAUUGUAUGCAAGUAUAACAACUGUGCUUACAUGACAAAAUUCACAACAAGAAUGGAGAAGCAUAUAAAAACAGCCCAUGAGGCAUCAUUUGAUCUAAGGUGUAAUCUCUGCCAGUUUGAAACUAAAGAAGUAAGGAAAUAUAACAAGCACAUGAAGGAUCAUUUUAUUGGACCGCCUUUCACCUGUGAUUAUCCUCGAUGUACCUACAGUUCGGACAAGAUUCAGCCAAUGUUAACACACCGAGCAAUUCAUUCAGACGAGAGGCCAUUCACCUGUCACUGUGGAAUGAGAUUUAGGACAAACAACACACUUAUUGCCCAUAAAAAGGUUCAUUUAGGAAAGAAAGAUUACACAUGUCCAGAAUGUGGUGUAUCAUUUGCAACAAGGAAUACUUUAAGUCAGCACAGUGUCAAACACAGUGAUAUGAGACCCUAUCUGUGUGACUUAUGUGGAUUUUCUACCAAGUUUCAAUCACAUCUGAUAGCUCAUAAAAGGAUACAUACAGGUGAAGUGUUCAAGUGUCAGUUCCCAAAUUGUAGCUACUCUACUCCGAAAAGAAGUCAACUGAAAGCACAUAUGAGAGCUCACCUUGGUAUACGAGCCCAUGUUUGUGAGGUAUGUGGUAAAACAUUUAUAGAACGAAGUCACUUGAAGCGCCAUGAGAAACUUCACACUGAUAAUAGACUACAGUGCGAGAAAUGUGAAUACACAACAACAAGGAAAGAUAAACUAAAAGACCACAUGAAACGUCACCAUAGUGGAGCAGCUAUUGUUCGGACACCUAAGAAAGCUAAAAUGAUAACAACAAGUAAAAUAAAGAAGUCUGAGGCAAUAGAGGAAAACAGUAUUAUAAAACAAGAUGAAGAAAUGGAAGUAAAUACACCUCUGAUGGUGAAAUGGGAUCAUGGGAGUUAUUCUUUAGCUCAAGAUUCCCAGGAUUCAUCUGUACAAGAUGGGGAUGCCGGACCUCUGUUGAAUACAGACGGUGAAUAUUGCGUACUGAGAGAACAGUUAGGGACCGGAGAACCUAUCCAACAGAUACUAACACUCGAUCAAAUCAACGCCUCCAUCAGUGCAGCAAAAGCAUUGGGGUCUUCUAAUAUAGUGGGGCAAGCGACAAGUCCAAUAGUUAACAGUGAGGCGGGACUGCAGAAUCAAUCUGUGACUGUUAUAUCAUCAAACGUUCCAUGCCUCAACCUUGUGUCAAAUACAGAUCAUAUUGAUCCAGUUGUAAAUGGUGCUAUAGUGUCGUCUGGUACGGAAGCUACAGAUCAAAAUGGUCAGACUUAUACAAUUAUACAAACAUCAGCUGCCACGGCAAAUCAGCAAGAAUACGGAGGUCUUGGUGCAUUCAUGGCUUUGUUCUAAACCAGAAAUUUGAAAGUAUUAAAUUAUUUCUACGUGAUUUUGAAAUUGUCAUUUUCAUCAUCUACAUUGACAAUCAUACUGUUGAACAGUCAUUUAGAGCUAGGCUGAUUAUUGAAUCUCAUUUUUUCAGGUUCAUACAGCUUAUUUAAUUGUUUGUUGUAUAUAUUUGUCCUUCAUAUUGAUCUAAAAAUGAGUUGAAAUAAUUAUUGUAAGAAUAAAAUCCUAUCUGACUUGUGACAGAUUUUGUUCAAAUCAGUUUUUUUAAGGUGUACAAAUUUAUACAAUAAUUAAGAUGCUUUAGAAAGUGAUGUACACAUUUUCUAUGUGUGGUUAAAAACCAAAAUCCAUGAUUUACUUGAAUUGAGUAAUUUUGUUUAUGUUUAUACAUGUAUAAUAUGACUAAUAGUAUGUGAUAAUAGAAUUUUUCUCUCAAUCAAUUCAAUGAUUUAAAUUUUAAGUUGUUUUAUAUGUUUUUAAUUAUAUAAAAAAAAAACAAAUCCAGCAUAUGCAACUGGUAGUCUUUUAUCUAUUCCUUUACAAUUUGGUUUCCACUGUUUAGUUUUAACCAUUUGAAGGAAAUUUAAACUACAUGUACUUAGCAGAAAUAUUAUCCAUAAUGAGAUAAUGUGCAGAGCACAGGUUUUGGCACUCGAGUCAAGUUCACACUAAAUACAAAUGUAGUAAUGUAUGAAUUUCAAAUUUCCUGUCUACUCUUUUGGAACCUAUGGAGAAGGAAAACAAAAUUAUUUGGCCGAAAUAUUAAUAGCACUAAGACAAUCUGCAGGAUUGCUUGGAUCAAAGUCAAGGUCACACUCAAACUUCUUACAUAAGUUUAUAUGUAUGAAAGGGCCUAUUAUUUGAAAUAGUAUGUUUAACUACCUUCAAACUUUACAGUUUUGAAUUCUUUCUGUUAAGAUUGAUAUCAUUAAAGGUAUUAUUAUUAUGCUCAAAUUUGUUAUCUGAAAAAACUGAUUAAUGCUAUACAGUCUCUUUUUAAAUGUAAAAUAAACAUCUUCUGUAUACGCAAGAUAUACUAAGUUUUAAUAUUUGUGCUAAGAAGUACUGUUAUAAUAUUAUUUAUACAAAAAACAAACAUUAUUGUAAAAAUUUACCUCUUUCUUACACAAACAUUUGUAUCUCUAAUAGUUGUUUUGUGGUAAGAGCUUAGUUACUUUGACUGUUUCUUAUAGAUUGGUGAUCAUGAAAUAAUCAUACAUUUAAGGUUAAUAAGGCCCCUGCCCUGUGUUUCACUUAUUAUCAUAAUGAUCAAUAGGAACGUUCCGGCUAUUAUCUAUAAUAACCUUGGAAACAAUACGAAUUGAAAGUUAGAACUACUUCUACCACAUGGUUUUAUAUGUAAACAGAAACAGAGUUUGCAAUGUAAAUCAAAUGUAUAUAUUUGACAUCCAAAUGAAAGAAGGUAUGUUUCGGUACAAUUAUGAUUGAAAAUAUGUCUUACAACAUUUUUUAAUUAAAAAAUGCCCAGUGAUGUACAACUUUAAACAAAUGCGACUGAAUGUCAACAGUUUUGCAUUUUGUACUUCUGGUUCCUACAACCAUAAUAAUGAAUAUAUAAAUAAUAUAUGGUUUGCUUUUGUAUGUAUGAAUUCACUUAUUUUAGGUGGACUUUGACUUGAUAUAUUGGAAAUAAACUUGUCAACAACUCCCAGCAAUAAAUUACUAUUUGUUUAGAUGUUAAGUUUCUUAGCUUAGGUUAGACCGAAAUACCGUAUUCAUUCUGUGUAUUCAUACUAUUGUGUUUGAGGCCCUUAUCCGAAAACUGACGGAAAGGGCCGAAAAGUUCGAUUGUCAUAAUGAAAAUAAAUGUUAAACAUGUUAAAGACAAGUUUAAUGAAGGAGUCUCUUCUCAAAUUGAAAAAUUUAUUUUUUAAACAAAUUCAAAUUCGGACGUAUAUAGCUGUGUGGUUGAAGUGCUUUUGUUUGAUCAAUGGUAUUAUUUUGAAAACUUCAAUGUAAAUUGACACAAUAUUUUUAAAUGCAGUUACCACACCUUAAUUACACCAUGUUAUCUCUUGUAUAAUUAUGCAGUGAUGUUUGUAAUCUUGAAUUUUAGAUGAAUUAAAAACUAAGAUAUA